GCUCAGUGAAAUGAAUUGAAUAAGCGGAUUUUCCCUCGGAAAAAGUGCUGGGCCGGCCAAAAUGACGGUCACCCGGAAAGUGCCGUCCAGCCAGCAUGAGCCAAGGCAGAAAAAGAACCCUUAAAGCGAGUAAACAGCGGGGUACACAGAAGUGGUUUUUUUCUUUACAUUUUUAAUUCCAUCUUUUCCCCAUAAUGUAUCGAUUCUCUCGUGCCAUGAAGCCUUUGGCUUCUAAUGGCUCGCGUGCAUUACACAUGUCUACUCGUUUGCCUUUGAAGCAACACAAGAAUGUCGCUGCAUUCCACACCAUGUCUUCUCGUUUGGCCGCUGCAAAGACAGCUCCUGAACCUAAUGAUGUUUUCAUGCAAGGCAAUUCGGCUGCUUACAUUGAAGAAAUGUUCGAAGCAUGGCUCAAGGAUCCUUCCAGCGUCCAUCUUUCCUGGCAGAUUUACUUUAAGAACAUGGCUAAUGGUGUCAGCCCUGGCCAAGCCUACCAGCCCCCUCCCACCAUUGUGCCAUCCGCCUCUGCACGUUUGCCUGCCCUCCCUGGCGCACAGAUGGCCACUGGUUCAUCGUCUGAAGUCAUUGAUCAUAUGAAGAUUCAAUUGCUUGUUCGUGCUUAUCAAGUUCGUGGACAUCACAUCGCCAACUUGGACCCUCUUGGUAUCCAGCACGUCGACCUCCAGAGCAGCACUCCCAAGGAGCUGGAAUUGAGCUAUUAUGGUUUCACCGAGAAGGACUUGGACCGUAAGUUCACCCUCGGUCCUGGUAUCUUACCUGCCUUCAUCGAUGGCUCCAAGGAGAUGUCUCUUCGUGAGAUUGUUGACAGCUUGAAAAAAAUUUACUGCGGCUCCAUUGGUAUUGAAUACAUUCACAUCCCUGAUCGUGCUCAGUGCGAUUGGAUUCGCCAACGCGUUGAAACACCUCAACCCUUCAAGUACACCAAGGAGGAGAAGGAGAUGAUUUUGGAUCGUCUUGUGUGGUCUGACAGCUUUGAGCGUUUCGUUUCAACAAAGUACCCUAGUGAGAAGCGUUUCGGUUUAGAAGGUGGAGAGAGUUUGAUUCCUGGUAUGAAGGCUUUGAUUGACCGCUCGGUUGAUCUCGGUGUCGAGUCCAUCGUCAUUGGUAUGCCUCAUCGUGGUCGUCUUAACGUCCUUAGCAACGUUGUUCGCAAGCCCAACGAAUCUAUUUUCUGUGAAUUCUCUGGCUCCAUCGAACCCAGCGCUGAAGGUUCUGGUGACGUCAAGUACCAUCUUGGUAUGAACUACGUUCGUCCUACCCCAUCUGGCAAGCGUGUUCAUUUGUCUUUGGUGGCCAACCCCUCUCACUUGGAAGCUGUCAACCCAGUCGUUCUCGGCAAGACUCGUGCUCUUCAAUUCUACAGCAAGGACGAGAACCGUGAUCACUCCAUGGCUGUUUUGAUGCAUGGUGAUGCCGCUUUUGCCGGUCAAGGUGUCGUCUACGAAACCAUGGGCUUCCACGAUCUCCCUGCUUACACCACCGGUGGUACCAUUCACAUUGUUGUCAACAAUCAGAUUGGUUUCACCACUGAUCCUCGCUUCUCCCGAUCAACCCCUUACUGUACCGAUAUUGCAAAGUCGAUCAAUGCUCCCGUCUUCCACGUUAAUGGCGAUGAUACCGAAGCUGUUACCUUUGUCAUGAAGUUGGCCGCUGACUGGCGUCAAACCUUCAAGCGUGAUGUCGUUAUUGAUCUUGUCUGCUACCGUAAGCACGGUCACAACGAAACUGAUCAGCCCAGCUUCACUCAACCUAGAAUGUAUGAAAAGAUCGCCAAGCAAAAGCCUGUUUUGGAAAAGUACACCGAGCAGCUUAAGGAAGAAGGCUCUGUUAGUGUUCAGGAAAUUGAGGCAAACAAGAAGCGUGUUUGGGAAAUUCUUGAAGAGAGCUAUACCAAGUCCAAGGAUUACAAGCCUACCUCCCGUGAAUGGCUUUCCAGCUCAUGGCCCGGUUUCAAGUCACCAAAGGAACUUGCUGAGGAGAUUUUGCCUCACUACCCUACUGGUGUCUCCACUGAGACUUUGCAACAAGUCGGAAAGGCCAUUUCCACCGUUCCCCAUGAUUUCAACAUUCACCGUAACCUCAACCGUAUCAUCCAGCAACGUGCAAAGAACUUGAACGAAGGCAAGGAUAUCGAUUGGUCUACUGCUGAAGCCCUUGCAUGGGGUACUUUGUUGUUGGAGGGCAAGCACGUCCGUCUUUCUGGUCAAGAUGUUGAACGUGGUACCUUCUCUCAACGUCAUGCUAUCUUGCACGACCAAAAGAACGAGACCCCCUAUACUCUCUUGGGCAACAUCUCUCCUGAACAAGCUGCUUUCACCAUUUCUAACUCUUCUUUGUCUGAAUAUGGUGUCCUUGGUUUCGAACUCGGAUACUCUUUGGUCGAUCCUAACUCUCUCGUCAUGUGGGAAGCUCAGUUCGGUGAUUUUGCCAAUACUGCCCAAUGUAUCAUUGAUCAAUUCAUUGCUGCCGGUGAGAAGAAGUGGCUCCAGCGUACUGGUCUUGUCGUCCUCUUGCCCCACGGUUAUGAUGGUCAAGGUCCUGAGCACUCCUCUUCUCGUGUUGAACGAUACCUCCAAAUGUGCGAUGACCAUCCCUACGUCUACCCAUCGCCUGAGAAGCUUAACCGCAUGCACCAAGACUGCAAUAUGCAAGUCAUCUAUGCUUCCACCCCCGCUAAUUACUUCCACGCUUUGAGACGACAGAUUCAUCGUGAAUUCCGCAAGCCUUUGAUUAUGCCCGUCUCCAAGGCCAUGCUCCGUCAUCCUUUGGCUCGCUCCACUCUCUCUGACAUGACUGGUAACACCUCAUUCCAAUUGUAUAUUCCUGAGGCCCACCCAGACCAUCUCGAGGCUCCUGAAAAGAUCACCAAGCAUAUUCUGUGCUCUGGUCAAGUUUACUAUGCCUUGUUGCGUGCUCGUGAGCAGAACAAGCUCAACAACAUUGCUAUUUCUCGUGUUGAACAGCUCAAUCCUUUCCCAUACGAGCAAGUUAAGGAACAUGCUGACAAGUACCCCAACGCUGAAAUCAUCUGGUGUCAAGAAGAACCCUUGAACAUGGGUGCAUGGUCUCAUGUCCAACCCCGUAUCACCACCGCUCUCUCUAAAUCCGAGCAUCACUCUGGCAAAUCUCCUAGCUAUGCUGGCCGAGAACCCUCUGCCUCUGUUGCCACUGGUAACAAGAAGCAACAUUUGCACGAAGAGUACUCUUUCCUCAGCAAAGCACUCCUUGGCGCCGCUGAGAAGCCCAAGGACGUCCAGUCCGGUGUUCCUGUCUGGGUUGUUUAAGAAACAAUGCAUUGCCGAGCCUGAUGAAAACUUCAGUGACUUGGUUCCUUCCCUUUACCUACUUUUUUCUUUCUUUUGGACGCCAUGUCCUUUCUCCCUCCUAAAAACUAUUCUUUCAAAGAAAAAAGUAUUCGAAUAAAUAUAGAUGGCGAUUUCGUUUUUUUUUAUUCUCACUAUGUAUGA
Molecule: messenger RNA, 3488 nt
Organism: Umbelopsis ramanniana AG
Lineage: Eukaryota; Fungi; Mucoromycota; Umbelopsidomycetes; Umbelopsidales; Umbelopsidaceae
Exons: 4
Coding region: 195-3305 (1036 amino acids)
Biological process (GO): tricarboxylic acid cycle
Cellular component (GO): mitochondrion; oxoglutarate dehydrogenase complex
Molecular function (GO): oxoglutarate dehydrogenase (succinyl-transferring) activity; thiamine pyrophosphate binding
Source: RefSeq, a predicted model, not a curated record